AUGGCUACGGAAGAGAACGAGAUCAAGGAUGAGCGCCUGCAACACCAGGAGGAGGCCGGUGAUGAUGAGGAGGAGAUUGCGGCGAUGAAGAAACGGGUAGCCGAAAUGGAAUCCGAGGCAGCGAAGCUACGCGAGAUGCAAGCCACGCUUGAUCAGCAAUCGGAGAACCUGCGUGAGGACAAAGAGGAGAUCGACGCUCGGAGUGUCUUCGUCGGCAACGUGGACUACGGUGCCUCUCCCGAGGAGAUUCAGGCACACUUUCAAAGUUGCGGCUCAAUAAACCGUGUCACUAUCCUGCUGGACAAGUUCACCGGCCAGCCCAAGGGAUACGCCUAUGUAGAAUUUGCGGAACCCAGUUUAGUGGCUCAGGCCCUUGUCUUGAACGAGAGUGUCUUCCGCGGCCGGAACCUGAAGGUCGUUCCAAAGCGUACCAACCUGCCGGGCAUGAGCCGCGGUCGUGGACGAGGUGGAUUCCGCGGUGGUGGCCGGGGGUACCGUGGUGGAUUUGCGCCCCGUGGAGGGUAUCGCGGUGGCUACCGUGGCCGGGGUCGCGGCUAUGCGCCCUACUAA
Messenger RNA from Aspergillus niger, 570 nucleotides. RefSeq lists its product as uncharacterized. The transcript has 4 exons. The record is from RefSeq and is a predicted model, not a curated record. Lineage: Eukaryota; Fungi; Ascomycota; Eurotiomycetes; Eurotiales; Aspergillaceae. The coding region runs from base 1 to 570 and encodes 189 amino acids. Gene Ontology annotation, molecular function: RNA binding.